This is a messenger RNA of Phytophthora sojae, 759 nucleotides long. RefSeq lists its product as hypothetical. Gene Ontology annotation, molecular function: trans-aconitate 2-methyltransferase activity. The transcript has 3 exons. Lineage: Eukaryota; Oomycota; Peronosporomycetes; Peronosporales; Peronosporaceae. Bases 1 to 759 code for a protein of 252 amino acids. The record is from RefSeq and is a predicted model, not a curated record.
AUGGCCCAGAGUGCUCUCCGCGCUACCCAGACGUGGCAGCCGCAGAAGUAUCUCAAGUUCCAGAAGCAACGGCUACGCCCAGCACUCGAUCUACUAGCCCGCAUCAUUGACCUUGGAGCUGGAACGGGCAGCAUGGCCCCUGCCUUCCUAAACCGGUGGCCAAACGCGCACGUGACGUUCGUGGACUCGGCCGCUUCCAUGCUGGACGUCGCUCAAUGCGAGCACAAGGAGAACGACUCGCUCGACACGCAGCAGUUCACCUACGUCCAAGCUGAUUUCGAGACAUACGACCCCGAACAUCCAGACAUCAUGUCGAGACUGUACUCGUUCCUCAAGCCCGGGGGCGUGUUGGCCUUCCAGAUCCCCGACACUCGGCUGCAGCCGAACUACCAGCUCAUGGUGCAGGCGGCCGCUGAAUUGGGCCUGAGCGAGCGCGUGGCAGGCGUGCGCUCCGUCACGUGCGAACACGACCCGGAGUUCUACUACGACCUAUUCAAGUCCGCCGACAACAACGUCCAGCUCGACACGUGGGUCACCGUGUACGCGCACAUACUCGAGGGCGACAACCCCGUGACCGACUUCACGAGCUCCACAGGCCUCCGCCCGUUCAUGAAAGCUCUGGCCGAGCCGUCGACCGAAGCCUCGCAGUUCGAGCGCAAGUACCGCGAGCUGGUCGCGGCCGCGUACCCCAAGCAGAGCGACGGCAGCACCGUCUUCAACUUUAAACGAUUCUUCCUGACGGCUACCAAGCCAUUGUAA